ACAGCUUUCGUGAAUUACAUCGUGGAAGCUAAGAAAUAGAAACUCCCUGAAGGAGUUUAAGUAGACUCUUUUAAAUAGGAGGCCUGGGAAACCCUUGCCUUCGCUGCAUUACGAAAAUCGCAAACUUGUUUGGCUUCUGGUCACUGACCUGAUUUUUGCCCUCCCCCUUCCUCAUUAGGUCAUCGAGAGAGCUGUGAAACAAAGACUUCUGUUCAGUUCUGCGGGCCCGCGCUCUGGAAAAUUUCUAUUUCUGCGGGGUGUGCGUGUUCUGCGUUCCCGCGUUGGCCGCGACGCCUCGAGCCCUCCUCUGUGCGGCAUGGAGGGAGGCGUGAGGAGUCAUACUGCUACGUGUGGGCUCAACUCUGCCGAGCCCCUCCCCAAACAGCCAUCUUUCAUUACCCGCCCCCGGCCCCAGGGAUCGCUUUACCGUUGAGCCCUGCUGGAAGAAAUCGGGCCCUAAGUGUGGUCCCAGCUGUCAAGUGUUGAGGAGCCUGGAAAGUGGUUUGAAAACCAAGUUCUGCGCAUUAGUAUCCAUCCCCCCCAACUGAUGAUGACACUUCAUUUGUGCUUGAAGAGGACCACUUCACCUUCAUUGGAUACAGCCUUACUUCAGCUGUUAAUCAAGGCAGCAUGUCAGCUGAAACACCAAUCACACUGAAUAUUGAUCCUCAGGAUCUGCAGGUCCAAACAUUCACUGUAGAGAAACUACUGGAACCUCUCAUAAUCCAGGUUACUACACUUGUAAAUUGUCCCCAGAAUCCUUCUAACAGGAAAAAAGGACGUUCAAAAAGAGCCAGAGUCCUUCUAGCUUCUGUGGAGGAAGCGACUUGGAAUUUAUUAGACAAGGGAGAGAAGAUUGCCCAGGAAGCCACAGUUUUAAAGGAAGAGCUUACUACUGUACUUGAGGAAGUUCGCAAAGAAAGUGAAGCUCUGAAAGUAUCAGCUGAGAGAUUUGCAGAUGACCCCUGUUAUCUCCCAAAAAGGGAGGCUGUGGUUCAGGCUGCCCGUGCCUUGUUGGCUGCAGUUACCAGACUCCUUAUCCUCGCAGACAUGAUUGAUGUCAUGUGUCUCUUACAGCACGUGUCAGCUUUUCAAAGAACAUUUGAGUCUCUUAAAAACGUUUCCAAUAAAUCUGACCUCCAGAAAACCUACCAGAAGCUUGGGAAGGAGCUGGAAAAUCUGGAUUAUUUAGCCUUCAAACGUCAGCAGGACUUAAAAUCUCCAAAUCAGAGGGAUGAAAUCGCAGGGGCCCGGGCCUCACUGAAGGAGAACUCCCCGCUCUUGCAUUCAAUUUGUUCAGCUUGUUUGGAACAUUCUGAUGUUGCUUCCCUUAAAGCCAGCAAGGACACAGUUUGUGAAGAAAUUCACAAUGCCCUCAAUGUAAUUUCAAAUGCUUCACAAGGCAUCCAGAAUACGAUUGCCCCACCGGAAUCUAAGGCAGCCACCCUGGGAAGUGCCCUUGAUGAGCUUGAGAAUUUAAUUAUCUUGGAUCCACUCACAGUGACUGAGGAAGAAAUAAGACCAUCACUAGAAAAACGUCUUGAAGCCAUUAUCAGUGGGGCUGCACUGUUGGCUGACUCUUCCUGCACAAGAGAUUUCCAUCGGGAACGGAUUAUCGCAGAAUGCAAUGCCAUUCGUCAGGCUCUCCAGGACCUGCUUUCAGAGUACAUGAACAAUACUGGAAAAAAGGAAAGGAGUAAUACCCUGAAUAUUGCAAUAGACAAUAUGUGCAAGAAGACAAGAGACCUUCGCAGACAGCUCCGUAAGGCUAUUAUAGAUCAUGUGUCAGACUCCUUUUUGGAUACAACGGUCCCACUUUUGGUUCUCAUUGAAGCUGCCAAGAAUGGCCGGGAAAAGGAAAUAAAAGAAUAUGCUUCGAUAUUUCGUGAGCACACCAGCAGGCUUAUAGAGGUGGCAAAUCUUGCUUGUUCCAUGUCAACAAAUGAAGAUGGGAUUAAAAUUGUUAAAGUUGCGGCCAAUCACCUGGAAACCUUGUGUCCACAGAUCAUUAAUGCUGCACUUGCUUUGGCUGCAAGACCCAAAAGUCAAGUGGUCAAAAAAACCAUGGAAAUGUACAAGCACACAUGGGAGAAUCAUAUCCACGUCCUCACCGAAGCUGUAGAUGACAUCACAAGCAUUGAUGACUUCCUCGCUGUAUCUGAGAGCCAUAUCCUAGAAGAUGUCAACAAAUGUAUCAUAGCCUUGAGAGACCAGGAUGCUGAUAACUUAGACCGUGCUGCAGGUGCCAUCAGAGGACGGGCAGCAAGACUUGCUCAUAUUGUCACAGGUGAAAUGGACAGUUAUGAGCCGGGAGCUUACACUGAAGGCGUGAUGAGAAAUGUUAACUUCCUUACAAGUACUGCAAUUCCUGAGUUUGUAACACAAGUGAAUGUUGCCUUGGAAGCCUUAAGUAAAAACUCUUUGGAUGUAUUUGAUGAUGAUCAAUUUGUGGACAUCUCAAAGAAGAUCUAUGAUACAAUCCACGAUAUCAGAUGUUCAGUCAUGAUGAUUCGGACCCCAGAGGAACUGGAGGAUGUUUCUGACUUGGAAGAGGAACAUGAGGUGCGCAGUCACACCAGCAUUCAGACUGAAGGGAAAACUGACCGGGCUAAGAUGACUCAGUUGCCUGAGUCAGAAAAGGAAAAGAUUGCUGAGCAAGUUGCUGAUUUCAAGAAAGUAAAGAGUAAACUGGAUGCUGAGAUUGAAAUAUGGGAUGAUACAAGCAAUGAUAUCAUUGUUCUGGCUAAGAAGAUGUGUAUGAUUAUGAUGGAGAUGACAGACUUCACAAGGGGCAAAGGACCACUAAAACAUACAACUGAUGUGAUUUAUGCCGCUAAAAUGAUAUCAGAAUCAGGAUCAAGGAUGGAUGUCCUUGCUCGGCAGAUUGCCAACCAGUGUCCAGAUCCAUCAUGCAAACAAGAUUUGUUGGCCUACUUGGAACAGAUUAAGUUUUACUCUCACCAACUGAAAAUCUGCAGUCAAGUUAAAGCUGAGAUCCAGAACUUAGGAGGAGAGCUCAUCAUGUCAGCUUUGGACAGCGUCACCUCCCUGAUCCAAGCGGCCAAAAAUUUAAUGAAUGCUGUAGUGCAAACAGUGAAAAUGUCUUACAUUGCCUCAACCAAGAUCAUCCGAAUUCAGAGUCCUACUGGGCCUCGGCACCCAGUUGUGAUGUGGAGAAUGAAGGCUCCUGCAAAAAAACCCUUGAUUAAAAGAGAGAAGCCAGAGGAAACUUGUGCAGCUGUCAGACGAGGCUCAGCAAAGAAAAAAAUCCACCCAAUGCAAGUCAUGAGUGAAUUUAGAGGAAGACAUGUCUACUGAAACCACUCUUCUACUCUGGUGUCCAUAUUACAAAGUCCUGGCUAAACACACUGCUUUACUUUUACACUUGAUUAGUUCUGUAAGUUCACUAACUUUUAGAAUUUAAUCCACAGAUAGUGUAAAACAUUGGAAGCAACAUAUAUUUGGGAUCAUGUCAUUGUCAUCUCUGUAUGGCCAGCACCUAAUAAGUAAUCAAUAUAUGCUUGUUAAAUGAAUGAACCCUUUAGGUGUCAUUUAACCUUUCCUACUGUAGACAGUAUCUUACACUUAUUACCGAGUGAACAUAGGAGACUCUAGGGAGUCCUGUUCAUCUGUAACAACUUAAGUACACUCACCUUAUCAUUUUGAAUUAGAGCUUUGACAGGAGCUCUUGACUUGGUUUUCAAUGAAAGCAAAAGACUUCAUAAAAUGCUUUCCCAUUUGAUCUCCAUAUUUUCUUUAUCUGACCCAAUCUGACAGACAUCUGUGAAUCUCUGUGAUUCACCUGUAUCUAACGUCAAUUGAUUAGGGUAACCUCAGAAACUAAUCAAGCUCAGCAGUCAAGUUCAGCCUUGAUUAUUAAUGAAGUAUUUUUUUUUAACAUUAUAAAGAUUACAGUGAAUGUUGAUGCCACAAGUGUACCUUUUAAGCUUCCAUGGUGUUCAGAAGUUCUGCACAUUGAGUAUUAGAUUUAAAUGGGUCCUCCACAAUAGUAUAUGGCAGAAGAGUUAUCACUCGUUGGAGAAAUGAGACACCUAUCUAUAUUCCUGAGUGAGUCAUGAUAACAGAAGUAGAAGGAGUUCUGCCUGACUCUAAAAAUCCAUUUGUAUUAGCUUGCAAUUGUAAUUAAAAGGAAAAGGCCACUUUGAAAAACAUUUUGGCAUCGAGUAAAAUAUAACUGCAUCAAGUAUAUCAUUGAACUAUAAAGUAGAGUUAAUGGCAAAGAAGCUGGAGUGAUUUUGAUAACAUGAUUUAAAAUAAAAGUCGUUGAGGUCAUUUUAUGACUUCAAUCGCUGUACUUAUCCUUAGUUAAGUUCAUGAAGGACUUCAUAAUAGUCUUAGAGUCCAGUGCAUUGCCCCCUCCCUCUAUCCUCCCCUCCCUCUUUGCAGAAGUUAAGUUUCACUUUUCUCACACAUAGAAUUCUCCUUCACAACAUUAUAAACAUGUAUUCCCUAUUCUAUUUUAUCAAAAUUAUACUGUAAUUUUAACUUCACUUUGUACAUACUGCCAUUAAUGAGUUGUUUCAACAAUUAUCUUAAUUUGAUGAAGUAAAAUUCAAACAUGCAACAUUAGUUGAUGCCAGAAGGACCAGUUUGGAUAAAAGAAUGUGUGAAACAUAAGAAUGCACAAAGCCGAGAGUAUCAUGUGUGUGUUACCUUUGGCAAAAUGGUAUGGGAAAAGGAUUUAUUUCAUAGAUAAUUAUCAAUUAUAUGGAAAGUGUUCACUUUUUAUUGUAAUGAAUUAUUUUAUUCUUCCAAAAUGCUGAGUUGCCUUGGCUCAGCAUAUAAACAUCCUAGGAGGUGAAAGCCAUAGGUCUUUCCUGCCUUGCACUCUGCACUGGCCCACAAUAAUUAUUCCAGACAGAGUCCACUCCAUAAAAGAGAAAGCAAUGCAAAAAGGAAUUAGGGAAUCCAGAUAAUUCUAUCUUCCAGGACCAUCUAGAUAAGAAGGCAAAAAAGGGAGUUCCUUUCGUUGAAAUGCUACCAUUACUUUCUGUUCUAAGGUUAGAUAUUACAAGAGUGACAUCUAUGACCGUUGUUAUCUUAGAUAAAAGGGUGAGUUUAUAAUUUAGUUGAGAAAAUAGUUUUUUUUUAAACACCAAACAAGUAGCUCAAAAUCAUAAGUCUCAUUUAGAAAAUCUAAUGUCUGUUUGAUCCUAUGUCAGCUUUCCGCAGUUGGAGUUUAGAAUGCAGUAUUGAUGCCAAAAGAACAGAAAUAACUGGAAAUUAUACAAUCACCAAAUAACCUCUACAUCUUGAAAAAAAUGACAUUUUAUCCCACAUGAGGUGUGAACUGGCCUCUCCUUCAAAGUAGAUUGAUUUCCAGCUUAGCUCAAAGCGAAUUGCAAUUAUACAAAACUUAAUUUAAAAAAAUAACUUGGAGAAUGCCCCAGGAGUAAAGUCCACUGUAGCAAUCAAAGGUGUAAUAAGAAAGAGAUGCAUAGAGGUGAGAAAGACAUCUGUCCAGCUGAGUGAAUUCCUGUAGUAGGCAACAUUUUGAGACUUAGUUGGACUCAAAACCACUAAUAAGUGCUUAUACAUAAGAACGACUAGCAGCAAAUGCAUUAACAAAACUUUGUACUAUAAAGCAUAGUUAAAUGAAAUUUAUCAGGAAAUAAGAAUGUACAUAUGUGUUUAUAUUUAAGCUCUUCUGCAGGGAAAUGAUAGAAAUUUCUUAACGAGAGUGUUGGGUUGGUGGCCCAUCCAUGCACCUUUUAAAAUUGCAUCACAGAUUUUGGUGCUUCUUCCAAUGAUACAUUUGCUUUAACCUGCUAAUCAAAACUCAAACUCACCUUUUUCUUUUAGUGAAAUUGAUUUAUGCUAAUUUAUGUAGGAAAAAAAAUCCUUGAGAGGGAGGAGGGGGUUUAUACCACCUACAAGGAUAGUUCCAUUUUACUUAGUUGCCAGCACCAUAGUCAAACAUCAGACUAGAAUCAUAAUGAUAACUUAAAAAAUACCCAUGAAAUCAUAAUACACCAAAUAUUCUUUUAAUUAGAAACACGGGAAGGUUUUUAUCAAGCAGGAAGAAUGACAAAUAUAAAUGUCUCCAUUUUAUUUAUCACAAGUGGAAAUAAUUAGAUUAAAAUAUGUGUUCCUAAUGGAGUUUCUGGGUACAACUCAAUGAAGGAGUCAGGAGAAGAAUUCAAACCCUGAAUUGCUAAGGUAAUUUGUUAACGAUCUACUUUCUGUUUGUCUUAGAACAUGAGUGAAAACAAUGAAUAUUAAAAAAUAUAAUAUGCUUAA
Neofelis nebulosa (Clouded leopard) is the source of this 6261-nucleotide messenger RNA. It is a transcript of the gene CTNNA3, whose product is annotated as catenin alpha 3. The coding region runs from base 631 to 3318 and encodes 895 amino acids. The transcript is spliced from 19 exons. The record is from RefSeq and is a predicted model, not a curated record. Gene Ontology annotation, cellular component: fascia adherens; adherens junction. Lineage: Eukaryota; Metazoa; Chordata; Mammalia; Carnivora; Felidae. Gene Ontology annotation, molecular function: beta-catenin binding; cadherin binding; actin filament binding. Gene Ontology annotation, biological process: cell migration; cell-cell adhesion.